Daktulosphaira vitifoliae (grape phylloxera) is the source of this 969-nucleotide messenger RNA. Its product is annotated as peptidyl-prolyl cis-trans isomerase H. The transcript has 4 exons. Gene Ontology annotation, biological process: protein peptidyl-prolyl isomerization; protein folding. NCBI's taxonomy places the organism in Eukaryota, Metazoa, Arthropoda, Insecta, Hemiptera, Phylloxeridae. The record is from RefSeq and is a predicted model, not a curated record. Gene Ontology annotation, cellular component: intracellular membrane-bounded organelle. The coding region runs from base 164 to 718 and encodes 184 amino acids. Gene Ontology annotation, molecular function: peptidyl-prolyl cis-trans isomerase activity.
UUAUAAAUUUAUCUAUUUACAAACCUUAGUAAUAUACAAUAGUAUACAAUUACAUGUAUAGUGUAUAUACAGAUAAUUUCUUAAUAAAUAACUUUGUGUCUAUGUGAUUUCUUAUUCAAGAUAUUUUUGGAUUCAUCAUUAAAUUGAUUCUUUUACAUACAACAUGCCAAGUUGGAAUCAAAUUCAAAGUCAAUUGCGGAAUCCUCAAAAUCCCGUUGUUUUUUUUGAUAUUACUGUGGGAAGAACUGAAAUUGGUAGAUUGAUAAUGGAACUUUAUGCUGAUAUAGUUCCAAAAACUAGUGAGAACUUCCGACAAUUUUGUACAGGUGAACAUAAAAGAGAUGGAAUUCCAUAUGGUUAUAAAGGAUGUUGUUUUCAUAGAAUAAUAAAAGAUUUUAUGAUACAAGGAGGUGAUUUUGUCAAUGGUGAUGGCACAGGUGUAAUGAGUAUUCAUGGAGCAGAUACAUUUGUUGAUGAAAAUUUUAAGCUUAAUCAUGAUGCACCUGGUCUUUUAUCAAUGGCAAAUAGUGGGAAAGAUACUAAUGGCUGCCAAUUCUUUAUCACCUGUGCAAAUUGCAACUUUUUAGAUGGAAAACAUGUUGUAUUUGGACGUGUAAUUGACGGAUUGUUGGUUAUGAGAAAAAUUGAGAAUGUUCCAACAGGACCUAACAAUAAACCAAAAAUACCUAUUGUGAUAUCACAAUGUGGACAACUAUGAUAGAUUAUUUUUAAUAUUACUUCAUUCAGUAAGAAAAUCUUUUGUAUAAUCAAUAUGUAAAAUAUAUAUAUAUAUAUAUAUAAUCAUUAUAAAAAAUGUCAUGAGAAAGCCUUUUUAAAUAUAAAACUACAGUAUAUGAAAGUCUGUAAAAAUAUGAAUUUAUAACAUUUUAGAAUAUGUUUUUAAAAGUAAAUGUAAGAAGAGACUUUGUAAAAUUAAACUUAAAUGAAUUUAGUUUUUCUUAUUUAAAA